CUCUCGGCGGCAAAUGGAAGCUGUGAAAGAAGAAGGGCCUGUCCCUCUAUGGUACGGCCGACUGACUACCUUCACCGCCGUUGUUUUCGUGCUUUUGUGGGGGAGAAAGGCAACAUGUUAAAGUCGGUGUCGUGCAGCCUGGUACGGCACGUCAAAAGCGGCUGCAAUCGCAGAUUUCUCAGCUCGAGCGCGCUCUACGUGCAGGGUCAAACGCCCGAGCCAAAGAUUAGAGAAUAUUUUUAUUACAUCGACCACCAGGGAAUGCUUUACUUGGAUGAUUCACGCAUGAAAAACUUCACAUCUUGUUUUAAAGAAAAAAAGUUUCUUCACUUUUUCUUCACUCGGCUGAGGCAAAACACAACCGACCGCUACUUCCCAGCCUUCCCUUACAUUUCGCCCUGCGGACGGGAACGCAACUUUGUCCGGUGCGACGACCAGCCCUUUGUGUUCACCCACGUGCUGGAAGACCCUGAAAAGGGCCAGGUGCUCAGUUACGGAUACGCCGGAGACCUGCUCACGGUGCCCUUUCAGCCCGAGUGCAUUUUCGUCCAUCCGGACACAGGCCGAGUUUAUCAUCCUGCACCGGAAAAGGUCGGCGGCGUCGGACUGGUGCGCUCCCAGCUGGCCAUCGAGUUCAGCCAGUACUUUGUUUUUGACGAUGGACGGCCGGUGGGCUUCAAGUGGGCGGGGAAGGAGCACAGGCUGAGGGCGGACUGGGUUCCUGAGGCUGCCAAGUUCAGAUCAGGAGGUCUCGCGGACGACUGAGUUCGGAGCAAGAGGGACCGAGAAGGGCUUCAAAGAGUUGCAGGCGACCCACGAUAGUCCUUGAGGAGAUUUCUUGUCCUCGUCCAAAGACUGUAAUAAUUAAAUGAAAAUAAAAUUUUAUAAAUUAGAAAUAUUUGUGCUUCAAUUAUUUAAAAACAAUUUAUCACAGUAUGAUUGAUUGAAUUUAAAUUAACAAAUGGAAAUCUUAAAAUAAAGCUUGAAG
Molecule: messenger RNA, 988 nt
Organism: Neocloeon triangulifer
Lineage: Eukaryota; Metazoa; Arthropoda; Insecta; Ephemeroptera; Baetidae
Product: UPF0598 protein CG30010
Exons: 4
Coding region: 49-765 (238 amino acids)
Source: RefSeq, a predicted model, not a curated record